AUGGAUGAAGCUUCGUUAUCAUCUCCAGAUCCCCUCGCCGAAUCCUUGACAUAUCAGGCGCCCCCAAGUUCGAAACCACGAAAGACUCCAUCGUCACGUCUAUCACUGCCAAUGCAAGGUAGUUCUCCGAAAAAACAAAUAUUCGAGUUAGAUGUAGGAAACACAUUAUCACCACAAAAGAUUAGAGUCACUGUGGAGGCCGAGGAUUCAGAUAGCGAGGAUGAUCAUGCCAAUCUCAGACCUCAUAAUAUGAGCUCUCCUACACCUGCGCCAGUACCUCGACGAAUAGAGCGAACAACGACAACAACAGUGCCCUUACGGGGACUUUCGGACUCCGAGAAUGAUACCAGCAUCAGAUAUGAAGUAACUCCCAAGAGACGCAGAGGUCGGCCAAGAAAAUCAGAUACUCCUGUCAAGAAGCAAGGUCCUCCAAUUCAAGCUGGCAAGCGCGGACGAAAACGUGUUGGACAAGAGGCAGACAAUCAAAAUCCAGAUGCCGAUAACGAAGAAGUCUCGGCGGGCAAUUCUAGAUCACGAUCGAAGUCCGUAAAGGGUAUAAAAAAGGCGACACCGCGUAAGAGAAAAGCAGGUUCGGAUCUGGUCCCAUCGAGUGUGGUCAAAAGAGGUCGUGGUAGGCCAAGGUCCAAAUUACGAGAAGAAAUACGAUUAUCAGACGGAAGCGAUGCGGCAGAGCAAGUACAAACUCCCAGUGCCUGGCUCAAACUGGUAGAGGCUGACAUUCCUGAGGAAUUGAUGCCGGAAGAGAUUGAUCUUUUGGCAACCAUUAAUGCCAACUCGCAAAGUCCAGUUUCCCCAUACCCCGCCUUUCAAUCCACGUCCACUUUCCCAAGUAGUGAAGAACUGGAGGAGGACGUUGUCAUUGCAAGAUUCCAUCCUGGAGAGGAAACGCCCCGAGCAACAGGAUGGUCAAGCAUUAUGGAGACCUCUCAACUUCCGAGUUCAUCAAACAAGGCACAAGAGCAAACGAGUCCUCUGGGGGAAAUUGUGAAAGAUGCACCUCUAUCCCGGGAAUCAAAUGAUCUGGUUGAAGAUGAUGAUGAAAAUGAUGGCUACGGAGGGGACGACUUUGACGAUGGGAUGGAUGAAGAUUUUGACGAAACGCAGGAAUUCGGACGAUCUGCAAAUGGGGCAACUGAUGGUGGUGGACAAAUGCAAGAAGAGGAUUUCGAGGAUGAAAUGGAUAAUGAUAUUGAGAAUAGGCCUGAGUUCGACACCAUCAUGGAGAGUGAAGGAUUUAGCUUGAUUUCGCUUAAAUCUGUGCCAUCGUUGAGGAAACCCCUGAAUGAUCUGCUCCAAGGGGAGAAGCAAAAUUCGACCGCACGCCCGCAAAAUAAAAAUAUCCUUUCAGUCCAGAGUACGGUACAGGACAACUCGUUUUCAAGUAUAGCACCAGAGAUCCUCGAAGCCGCUACACCAGGCAGGAGACCUAAAAAUUCUCUUAUCCAUCGCGUCCAGAAUGCUGGAAUGAAUGAUUCAUUUUCGAGCAUCGCACCUGAAAUUCUCGAGGCCGCAACCCCAGCGCCUGCCCGAAAGAAGGACAUUGCGACGUUACAGCCAGAGAGUUCUCCAGCCGUGGAAGAGAAUACAGUCGUCUAUGCUGAUAGUAAAAGCCCGUCGGAGUCUCCUCCUGUGCCUCUGACAAAGGCUGGCGAAUUACGCGAGAAUUUACCCUCUACCAAAGCUGCAGCUCCCCUUGUUGCUACCACUCCAUCGCUAAUGCGCCAAGCACCGCUCCGACCAAAUUCGAUCAGAAAGUCAGAGUAUAUCUCUCAAAUCAAUUCUCGACCAUCACAAAAUCGCCCAAAAUCUUCAAAGCCAUCCAAAUCACCGUCGCCACCAGUCAAAGAAUCCAAACAUUCAAAAUCGGUAGUAGACAUUGAGGCCGAACCAUCAACAAGUCACCAUACUGAACGAUCUGUUGCACAGCCCCCUGACGAAUCUUUGAUCAACUCCCAGAUCCAUUCCUCGCCGCCUGCAAUUGCUUCACGCAGAUUUACUUACACAGCGCAUCUUCGUCAGCAACGACAAAUGAACCCCAAGAUGACACAAACCCCAGCGAUCGUCUUCUCGUCCCCUACAUUACCACCUCCUAUUCAGCCGGCUAGACAACCAUCCGAAAGGCCAGAAUCUUCAAAUACAAAUGUAUCCUCACCUGUGGAGAAGGCUGGUCGUAUUUUGCAAGAUAUCGUCAUACCAUCAUCAUUGCCUAGAAGUAGAUCCGAGAGUCUAGCUAGUCCUUUCAAGAGCCCGGUAACAGGGAGAAGAUCGAGUUCAAGCGUAUAUCCAGAUGCUAACGCUAAUCGUUCCAUGUCUGGUGAGCAAACUCAAAAACCGCUCCCAAGAUUGGACCCUAGUGGCAAUCUAAUUUCGCACCAUUCGCGAACAAGAAGCUGGAGUAGGCCCAUUCUUGAUGAAGACACAAAUGUCAAUAACGGGGCAAUACAACAACGUGCGUCUACAGACAAAACGCAAAGUUUCAGUCUUGAGCUACCUAGCAGCCGUCGUAUGUCGGUCUCUCUAAAUGCGGCAGUUAUCCCUCAGCACGAGUCAUCAAAAACUAUCAGUUCUCUGAAUUCGCAACCCGAAGAGACUAGCCGUAAAGGAGCCGUUGAAAAAUCAGUCACGCGGUCAUCAUCAAAGGAGAAGAAAGGCGGUGAUGCAAGAGGUACUUUGAGUGCUUUGAACGAGAAGUGGGCUGCGGAACGAGCUGCGAUCAGCAAACGAAUCUCUACAGCUGAUACCAAUGAAGUCAUGGUUCUUAGUUCCGACAAUGACGAUGACGAUGAUGAGGAAGACGAUUACGAGGAUAACGAUCCGGCUUCAGGAGAGGAGCAAGAAACUGCGCCUGAAAAGCAGGAUGCCACUAUUGAAGAGGAUACCAAGAAUGAAGCCGAAGAAGGCUAUAAAGACGAAGAAGGCUAUGAAGACGAUGAAAGCUUUGGACUUCUACUAGAGACGCUUGAUGCCUCCAAUCAGGAAGAUCAGCUUCAUUCCGAUAGAUCCAGCAACGUCGAAAGACCUAGACGAAGCAAAAUACCUAGCCCGUGGAGAACAAGUAACAAGCGUUUGAUUUAUAGUGACGAGCUUAGUAGCUCUCCCGAUCAUAACGCACAGGAUCCCUCGAUCGAAGAGCCCUCACCAAAAUGUGUUCCAAAGCAGGUUGAUGUAAGAAACAAACCUCAAAUCGAUCCUCAAAUUAAUGGCGACGAGACUCUUGACUUGUCUGGAUGGCAGAUACCCCAGAAACAGAACUUUCAGCCUAUACUCCGUAGUAUAAGCAAUGCUAGAGCUGAUAUCUCUGCACUUUUACGAUCAUCACCAUUUGGGGGACUCCCAACUCUUUCUAACAGAGAAAGGGGGCCGAUUACUGAAGAACCACCACCUAAAGACGUGCCAAUUCCUCGGAAAUCAUAUUCUACAGCAUCUCGAGACAGCUCAUCUGGCGAUACCGAGGAAGAAACGAGCUCAUUUGCACCAAUCCCUCAGAAAAUGGGCUUCCAGCCUCGAGUCUGUAAGAGCGGUGCAGCACCGCUAGCUUCAAAAUUUUCUCAACCAAAGGCACCGUCAAGAGGCAUUUUCGGAAAACUGGGAGCUGUCAGGACCAAUCUGCCAACUCCAGAUGCAUCAUCAUCAUCUUUGGUCGGUACCCUGACAAAUACGUCACCAAGCAGGAGCAACAAGCUCAAAGCUCAAUCUGUCCAACCAGAGACAAUCCAGCAUUCGUAUUCCCAAGUCCCAACAUCUAACACUUCCAUGCCCUCUAAAACCAAAGAGAAUCGCGAGCUCCGCAACCCUAAACCGAAAUGGACAGAACAUCGUCUCGAACCUCCCAUCCCCGCCUCCCCCACGAAAUCUAUCCUCCGCUCACCCCAACGCUCCUUCACCCCUUCUUUUCAACCGUCCCCCAGCAAAAACGUCGUCUUCGCUUCUUCCUCUCCCCGAUCUAGUUCGCCUCUGACUCCCCAAUUAUCUCCUACCCACUGGACGCGCGAUCACUGGCUCCUCCUCGAUUCCAUCUUGCAAACCUGGAAACCCGAAAAUCCAAACGAUAAAGAUUCCGAUUCCCAUAAUCCCAGCGAAACUUCUAAAUAUGGAAGAAGAAACUCCACGAGGGUUAUUAGUAUAUUAUUGGGGAAAACGGUUAAUCUCAAGGAUAAAGGGGUAGGCAUUGGUGAUGGUGGGGUGAGGGAAUUUAGAAAUGCGAAAUCACGAGUGGAGAUUGGAAAUGAACGCAUGAGGUUAGAACAGUGGCAUCUAGAGGCAGUCGAUGAAUUUAGAGGAGAGGUGCCAGGGUGGGAGGAGGAGGUGGUGGCGAAGAGGGUCUUUGCUCUUUUGGUGGGCGAGGAGAGGAGGAAGAGGGGGGUUGGGGCUUAA
This is a messenger RNA of Sclerotinia borealis F-4128, 4395 nucleotides long. NCBI's taxonomy places the organism in Eukaryota, Fungi, Ascomycota, Leotiomycetes, Helotiales, Sclerotiniaceae. The record is from the annotation of a GenBank genome assembly.